Molecule: messenger RNA, 1255 nt
Organism: Lycium ferocissimum
Lineage: Eukaryota; Viridiplantae; Streptophyta; Magnoliopsida; Solanales; Solanaceae
Product: L10-interacting MYB domain-containing protein-like
Exons: 3
Coding region: 247-885 (212 amino acids)
Source: RefSeq, a predicted model, not a curated record
UAAGGUCUGAAUUUUAAUUAUUCAGAUUCAGCCCAUUAAGUGCAUUUGUUUUGUUUCCUUAUAAAACCUCUUAAUGGAUCUGAAUAGGUCUGAACAAAUCAGAUCCAUAAAAGAGUCUUAUUCCAUUCAGACUCAUUAAAUAAUACACGCUAUUAACAAAAUACGGCUUCUUUCUCUAGCAAAAUUUCCACGCCUCCCUCUCUGCUUCUUCAACCAAAAUACUAUUUUUUCCCCUCUUGAACUGGUAUGGAACAAUCUAGUGAAAAUUCAAGAGUGAGUUGGAAAGAUAUGGAUGUAGUAAAGACAUUUUUAGAAAAUUGUAUUCAAGAAGUAUCCUUAAAUGGGAGACUUGGAAGUAGUUUGAAGCCAGACUCAUGGAACAAGGUUAAACUAGCUCUAGAGACUUGUCAUCGCUUUAGCAUUCCCCAAAAGAAAAUGAAGAACUAUUAUGAUUAUCUGAAAGAAAAAUAUCAAGCUUGGUUGCCACUAACUAAAAAGACUGGCAAUAUUUAUGAUCCAACAACCAAUACCUUUCGUAUGUCUAAUAGUGAGUGGGAUGAGUACAUAAAGGCUCAUCCAAAAGCAAAGACGUUGAGGAAUUCACCUCUACCCUUUCCAGACCUGUGCACAAAACUUUUUGAGGGUUCUACUGCAACAGGAAUUCAUGGUUGGAGUCCAAGUUGUACCUAUCCUCGACCUGGUGUCUCUUCUGCGUCUACUCCUAUAGAUAUUGAUACGAUUGAUGGAGCCAAGACCUAUUUGGUGACAAAAAUGAUGAAGCUCCUAAAGAUUCUCCAUCCCAAUCUUCAUUUUCUGUUGAAAAGAAAGCUUCGGGAAAGAAGAGAAAACUCUCAUCAUCUCAUUUGGAAAUUGAUGAGAAGAUGAGUACUUGCAUUGGAGUUAUUGAUUAAAAAAAGUAGUGGACCUGACGUCGAAGAAUGUAUGGACAAAUUACAAGGACUUGGCUGGAAAGAUCCAUUAUACAAUACAACUCUUGCUAUAAUUUGUGAGAGUGAGAGCUACAGGAAAGCAUGGAUGAAACUAGAGGAUGACAAGUUAGAGAAUUGGGUUAAGCUCUUGGGGAAACAAAAGGGACUUCUUUAACUUAGCUAAUUAGCUAAAAUAUGCAUUAGGCGUUGAUAAUGUGAAACCUUCUUUAUUAUUUUUCUACUAGUAUCUAUUAUGCUUAUUGAACCUUUUCGGUAUUAUAUUAUGUUGGAACCAUUUUGGUUAGUGAUAUAUUUUUUAAAUGCCU